ACAAUCUCGAACCAAUCUAUAAAACAAACGUAUUAAGUAUGUGCAUCGACAGAGAAGAACCAAACUACUUUGGUGCGGGGCCAGCUUUGCUCCCUACCAGCGUUCUUCAACAAGCUGGAAAAGAUCUCAUCAAUUAUAAUAACCUUGGCAUAGGUGCUGGUGAGAUUUCACACCGUUCAAAAGCUGGAGUUGGUAUUAUUGAGCAAACUAAAGCAUCCUUGAAAGAGCUUCUCAGUAUUCCAGAUACUCAUGAGGUAUUCUUUCUCCAAGGUGGAGGAACUACUGGGUUUUCUUCUAUCGUUACCAAUUUGACAGCUGCUCAUGUGAAGAAGCAUCAUAAAGCUGGUACCCCUUACUAUGUUAUCGAUGGUACCUGGUCAAAGAAGUCUUUUGAAGAGGCAGAGAGACUGGGUUUCAAUCCUAAGGUGAUUGUCAACUCCAAGGAAAUUGAUGGAAAAUUCGGAACUAUCCCACCAACUGAAAAGUGGAAUAUUCCAAAAGAUUUGAGUGAUGCUUCUUUUAUCUAUUACUGUGAUAAUGAGACUGUCAACGGUGUUGAGUUCAGAACAUUCCCAUUUGAAAAGUUUCCAGGUGUUGAAAUUGCUGCAGAUAUGUCGUCAAAUUUCUUGUCUAAACCAGUUGACGUCAGCAAAUACGGUCUUAUCUUUGCUGGUGCCCAAAAAAAUGUUGGUGUUUCGGGUAUUUCCAUUUACAUCAUCAAAAAAUCUCUCUUGGAUCAAGCUCCAGCAGAAGAGUUGAGAAAACUCGGUUUACAGGUUACUCCAAUUGCUUUUGACUAUCCAACUGUUGUUAAGAACAAUUCAGCCUAUAACACUAUUCCUACGUUUACUGUCCACAUUGUCAACUUGGUAUUGAAGGACUUAAUCGCUAAAGGCGGAUUGGCGGCGCAAGAAAAAGAAAACAUAGCUAAAUCAGACUUGUUGUACUCAACUUUGGACAAAUAUCCUUCAAUCUAUAAGUUGCCUGUUGAAAAAUCAGUAAGAUCAAGAAUGAAUAUUGUUUUCACUAUUGAAGGUUCUGGCUUGGAGGAUCAGUUUUUGAAAGAAGCUGAGCAGAGCAAACUUGAGGGCCUAAAAGGUCACAGAUCUGUCGGUGGUAUGAGAGCUUCACUUUACAAUGCAGUUACUUUGAAAAGCACCAAAUUAUUAUGCGAGUUGAUUGAAAGAUUUGCAAAAGAACACCAGUGAAGGCGUGGUAUAUAUAGAAAAUUACUAAUUAAUCUAAAAGCUUUCCAGGUAGAUAAUAUAGCAAUGAACAACUUUGUUCAUCUUCGACAUGACAGUUGAAAACACAACCAUCCUCGUAAAUAUACAUUUGUAGAGUAUCGCAUAACUCAAUA
This is a messenger RNA of Pichia membranifaciens NRRL Y-2026, 1360 nucleotides long. RefSeq lists its product as hypothetical. Gene Ontology annotation, cellular component: cytoplasm. The record is from RefSeq and is a predicted model, not a curated record. The transcript has a single exon. Gene Ontology annotation, molecular function: pyridoxal phosphate binding; O-phospho-L-serine:2-oxoglutarate transaminase activity. Bases 39 to 1208 code for a protein of 389 amino acids. Gene Ontology annotation, biological process: L-serine biosynthetic process. Lineage: Eukaryota; Fungi; Ascomycota; Pichiomycetes; Pichiales; Pichiaceae.